Messenger RNA from Cryptococcus wingfieldii CBS 7118, 4278 nucleotides. RefSeq lists its product as hypothetical. The transcript has 5 exons. Gene Ontology annotation, biological process: intracellular signal transduction. The coding region runs from base 1 to 4278 and encodes 1425 amino acids. The record is from RefSeq and is a predicted model, not a curated record. NCBI's taxonomy places the organism in Eukaryota, Fungi, Basidiomycota, Tremellomycetes, Tremellales, Cryptococcaceae. Gene Ontology annotation, molecular function: guanyl-nucleotide exchange factor activity; protein binding.
AUGCCUGCUCUCCCCACGCCCCUUCCACCUACGCCAACACCGUCGAUACACUCGCCUACCAUGCAGAGCAGCGCCGAGCUCAACACGAGCAGAUCUACAAUCAUGUCAGAGCAGGACCAGCCAAUCGCCGGCCCGUCAAAGAGUUGGCAACAGACGUCCUAUUUUCCACAGCCUUACCUGCCACCGACACCGCCUGUGCAAGACGGCGAACAACCGGGGUCAGUGGCCUCAAUCAACUUUGUUGAGCCCGUGAUGCCGCGUAGAAGAAAUCCGUCGACACGCAGACCCCUUAGCGCGUACCCUCAAGACGAUGAAGACCCCAUUCACCCACCGUCGCGAAAGUAUACAGAUCCGACGCCUGUGUCACACCUUCCGUCAAGUGAUGAUGAAGAGAGCGGUGAUUCACACCAACUAGACGUUGACCUCGAUGCGUACUCCAACACUGGGUUCGAAACCGAGGAGGAACCAUUGGAGGAUAGGGAACCGACGCUGAGCUUUGUCACUGCGUCCACCCAUGAUUCUACCGCGGGUACGCCCCCCAUGAGUAUGGCAUAUAGCUUUCCCGGCCAAGUGGAAGAGGGGAGAGAUGAAGUCGAGCCCAAAAUACGGCUACGCUCAACAGCAGGUCGUGGCGCAAAUACGUAUUCCUCUGCAGAGUCGUCCAUCGGCUCUGGUCCAUAUUCUUACCACGCCUACGGAGACCAGAUCUACCAGCAAAACCCCCCGCCUCUACCCCAGAUGCCAAGUGGCCACAACUCCUCCAUGGGUCUGGGCAUCUCAACCGAGUACUCUUGGCCGGCGAAUUUGGCCUCUUCGCAAACCAGCCGCCCGCCAGUCCUCUCCCCUUCGAACACUUUUCCCCAUCGACCAUGGAAGCGAGACGUGGUUACCAGGCUCCGGAGUGGCUCAGCCUCUUCUGCCUUCACUGUCGCUUCAACCGCCACCGAUGCUUCUGAUGGGUCGUCAAGUCGAGCGAAUAUGCAAGAUGGAGCUUUCCAUUACGACUAUGAUGGUCUACUACCGUAUGAGCGAGAACAGGCGGAGCCGGAAGCGCUUGCGAUGAUUAAGGAGGGCAGAGAGAAGAUACUGGAUGUUGAAAAGAUUGAGGCUCUAGGGGGUGUGGAAGCUAUAGAUCAGCACAUGGUCCAUUCAUUAGCUGGCAUCACCCAUCUGCUUCUUCCAUCGUGUGGGCCGCAGAUACUCGGCUUCCUCUCUCCCUUACUCUCAGUACUCGCGCCUUCGCUGGUUGUGCUUGAUCUGUCAAACAACAACCUGUCUGCCAUCCCCGAUACAUUGCAGCACUGCACGUCGUUGGAAGAGCUGAAUCUGUCGGACAAUCCCCUUUGGAAUAUCCCUGGUUGGGUUGGUGCUCUUGUUGGUCUGCGUGUGCUGGUCAUGGAUGGAUGUGGCAUCUCGAGUCUGCCCGAAGAGAUCUGUCAUCUACAUGCGCUUCACUCGAUCUGCGUCCGACGAAAUAAAUUGGUGGCUUUGCCGACAUGGCUAUGCCUUCUGGCUCAACUAGACACUCUCAAAGUCGACAACAAUCCCUUCACCCCCGAAUGGCUCCACAUCAUCCCUCCUAUCCUCGAGCCACCACCUCGGAUACUCCCGGCUGCUGGCAAGAGAAACUCCCAUCAUCACCGCCAUCUCUCUAUCAACAACGGGCUGAGAACACCAGUAUCGGCGACACCUAUCACAUCACCCACCUCAUCGGCUGGUCAUACAGAACAGGGAAUGGCCAGCGGACCUUCUUCAUCCGCUCAAUCGUCCUUUCACCCAGCGGGUUUGGGGCCUAUCGCGGAAGACAAUCACCCUCAUUCUGCGCCUAUCAGAGCGGAUGGAGAGGAUCUCCCAUUCCCGGGAAUGAUGCCUGAAGCUCAAGCUUCGAGAGGUCUGCGGAAAAUGCGUUCUGCGGGUGCAUUGCUCAUCAAGAUGAACCAGUCUGUGGGCAGCCAAUCUCCGAACGUCCGCCCACGAGACUUGAGCCCGCCCACGACAGAUCGAUUUGCAAGUCUGGGCGGUAGCGAUGGACGACGAGCGGCGAGCGCCAUGAGCAACUACACGGAAGACUCUUCUGAGCCGACUGGCUCAAGGCUUGGCAAAGGCUCUGUUCAAAAACCGGGCAAGCUUGGUGGCUUCCUCCGGAAGAUGUCUAUGAACCGCCUUCGCCCCGAGAAGGACAAGACGGCGGCUGUCGCAAGCUCUGCCUCUAGCAAUCUCAAGACUAUGCCCGCUCUGCCGCCGAUGCGUCAUCAGCAUUCAGAUCCUAUCAAACCUGUCGCCAUACGGCCGGGGAUGCUGGGCGCCAUGUCGUCAGCUACGUUGCCCACUCGCAAAAUCACGGAUCUGCACAUCUCAGACUUUGGGCCCGUGAGCCAUGUCCCCACCGGGCCUUCGACUAUGCCCUUGGCCGGGCUACCUUUCCCUUCACAGAUGGGUACAAGCAUGUCCGGGAUGGGCACAAGCAAUAACAGCACCAGUCUUCAUGGCAAGAGAAGAAGCUUCUUGCCUCUCGAUGGGCCUCCGUCGAUCAACGUACAAAUCCCUACGUCCGAAUUUCCUGACCCACAUGCUGCGGAAACUUCAGUCCCAACAUUGACCAUGGAAGCUCCUACUCCUCUGGCUACUGCCCCGCCUUCGAUAAUGUCUCAGGCCCUUGUCGAGUCUCCUGUCGCUGAGAAUGACUAUGAUGCCAAGUAUGAUCAGGGCUUGGACACUAUCAAGCUUAUUCUUCGGGAUCUCCAUGACCUGUCGCGCAAAUCUGUUCCCCAUGACACAUUCGCGGCCAUGGGCGGGGUCGGAAGUGCCGAUAGCAGCUACACUACGUCAUCAGUGCUUUCUGAGCAUCCCGGAUCUCCCAAGUCCGUGGGUCGCGAUUCUUUCGUCGACGUACAUCGUGCUAGGAGGCCCACCUUGGAACGAGACUCUAGAGAGCUGUCGAAUGGCGGUGGUGGAUAUGUGGACCUUGGCGAGAAGGAGCCUUCGCUGUCGGGCAAGAAAUUCAAGAACGACAAAUCCAAACGGGCCAAGAUCAUCCACGAGAUUUGGGAGACUGAGCGCACCUACGUUCGCAACCUUGGGGAACUUGUGACCAUCUAUGUCAAGCCUUCUGCCAAGGUAAUCAACCCCAACAAGUCUGCUUUCGAGACCGUGGUGCCUUCGUCAGAGCGAAAAAUCGUUUUCGGCGGCAUUGAGAGUAUUCUCGCUAUCCACCGAGACAACUUUUUGCCAGCUCUAGAAAAGGUCGUCAAGACAUUGAUUGAGAGUGAAGGCAAGGCCGAUGACGGCGAGAUGUCGAUCGAGACUGCGUACCGCGUCGGUGAGGUCUUCAGGACCUACAUCGCCUACAUGAAGCAGUACUCUACCUACAUCACCAACUUUGACAAUGCCCUUGCUCGGAUGAAGACGUGGUCCGGUACGCCUUCUGGUACAUCAACACCAACAUUCCCUGGCAAGGCAGGCUCCAAUAUGUCCUCGACGGCUAUCAAUGCUGGUAUGAGUGCCAUUUCUCUUCCGGCAGCUGCUCCGACUGCUUCUGGUCCACAAAUGUCAUCCAGUCAAAAGAAGAGGGUCAAGGCGUUCUUGCAGAAGGGCAAGGACCACCCUAUGCACUCGCAGAUCAGUCUCGAGAGUUACUUGCUCCUUCCGAUUCAGAGAAUCCCGAGAUACAAGCUCCUCCUCACUGAACUUGCCAUGUGCACACCUGCCCGAGCCGACGGCUUUCGCGAUACUCUCGAUGACGCCCUGAUUGAAAUCUCUAGCCUCGCAUCGUUGAUGAACGAGGAGAAGCGCGAUGCCGACUCUAGACUGCGAUUGAUCAAUUGGCAGAAGCGUUUCACCAACUCUGGACGUUCCCCUCUGGUGCAGCCGCACCGACGUCUCAUGUUUGAGGGGCCUUUGACUCUGUCUCGGAUCGUCAAAAAGGCGUCCAACUUUGCCGAGCGUGAAAUCAUGCUCGAGACCGAUGGAGACAAGACCAUUACGUCUAGCAAGACCGUAGUUCCUGUCGAUCACGUCGUGCCUGAGUCGGUGGAGAGGGAAGUCAUGUUGAUCCUGUGUUCGGAUAUGAUGGUGCUUGCUACACAGAGAGGUGAUGGAUGGGAGGGACCCGUUAACGUUUUCAAUGUGUUGAGAAUGGGGACUUUGCAGGAGCCAGCUAGCGUGACAUCGGGUAGUACCUUGAGAGUAGUGGACAACAAUUCCAUUUACUACUUUACUGGCAACACUCGGGAUAUCAUCAUACAAUGGUGCCGAGCUAUCAAUACUGCCAGGCGCUGA